Messenger RNA from Asterias rubens (European starfish), 1818 nucleotides. Its product is annotated as coatomer subunit epsilon-like. Lineage: Eukaryota; Metazoa; Echinodermata; Asteroidea; Forcipulatida; Asteriidae. The transcript has 10 exons. The record is from RefSeq and is a predicted model, not a curated record. Bases 8 to 910 code for a protein of 300 amino acids. Gene Ontology annotation, biological process: endoplasmic reticulum to Golgi vesicle-mediated transport; intra-Golgi vesicle-mediated transport; retrograde vesicle-mediated transport, Golgi to endoplasmic reticulum. Gene Ontology annotation, molecular function: structural molecule activity; protein binding. Gene Ontology annotation, cellular component: COPI vesicle coat.
UUCCAUCAUGGCAGCCCAGAGCGACGUGGACGAACUCUUCGAGAUUCGCAACGCUUUUUACCUAGGAAACUUUCAAACAUGUAUUACCGAAGCGCUGAAAUUGAAGCCUUCUUCAUCUGAAGUGAAGUUGAUGCGAGAUGUCUAUAUGUACAGAGCUUACCUUGCAGGGCGUAACUAUGGCGUUGUCUUGGACGAGGUGACGUCUUCAUCACCCUCAGAGCUCCAGGCAGUCAGAAUAUUUGCUGAUUACAUGUCUUCACCCAGCAGGAGAGAGAAAAUAGUUUCUGAGCUUGAUAAGAAGAUGAGUUCCAGUGUUGGUGUUGAUAACGAUACAUUCCUACUGAUGGCUGCAUCGGUCUACUAUCAUGAAGAGAACUUUGACGCUGCUUUAAGAUGUCUUCACCAGGCAGAGACGCUUGAGUGUCUUGCCCUAACAAUUCAGAUCUGUCUUAGAAUGGAUCGAGUCGACCUCGCUAGGAAGGAACUUAAGAAGAUGCAGGAGAAGGAUGAUGAUGCUACACUGACUCAGAUGAGCCAAGCAUGGUUCAAUCUAGCAGUGGGUGGAGAGAAGCUCCAAGAUGCCUUUUACAUCUUCCAGGAACUUGCUGAUAAGAACGCAAGUACACCCCUCCUCCUGAAUGGACAGGCUUCAGCAUGUCUACAACAAGGCAAAGUUGAAGAUGCUGAGAGUAUUCUUCAAGAAGCCUUGGAGAGGGACAACAACAAUCCAGAGACUCUUAUUAACAUGAUUGUUCUAUCACAGCAUCGAGGCAAAGCCCCAGAGGUUAGCAACAGGUACAUCUCACAGUUGAAGGACUCCCACGCUAACCAUCCCUUCAUGAAGGAAUAUCUGGCAAAGGAAGCUGAGUUGGAUCGCCUAUCUAAACAGUAUGUUUCAUCAUCUGCAUGAGGCGUGGAACCAGACUGUAUAUAGCCAAUUAUUACUAUUCCCUCUUCCUGGUUAGUUUGUACAUGGGGUGGUGGAUGGAUUGUAGCAUGGGAAGAAGGUUGAUUUGGGAUGGCGGUUGGCUCAAUAAGCUGGGCUCGAUUUCACAAUAAGAUUCAUCUUAAGCUGAGUUGUCUGUAUUUACCAUCGUGAUUUGUAUUGUGACAUCACACUUUGCUUAGCAAUUAGGUGUUGAUUUGAAGUUAAGAUCAAUCUUAACUCUUUGUGAAAUCGUCCCCAGAAGUCAUUGUUGUAUAUGAAAGAUUUACUCCCCCCAUCUACACCCUUAUGAUCCCCUUGUAAGAUUGAUAAAAAAAAACAAGUUUUAUGUUCAUUUGGAGGAAUAUUUCUUUGUUUCUAGUAGCACUAUUGGUAUAGGCCUCCUUGAUGACAUAAUAGAAGACCACUCUUAGUUAGCUGGUAAAGUCUAGCUAGAACGAGGAACCCCCUUUUUUUGGGGGGGGGGGGGGGUCGGCAGGGGUCAGAGCUGUCUUGAGUGGCUUUUCUAGAUGUAAUCUUUCAUGUGGAUAUUUGCUAUCGCAUCUAGGCAAUUAAAAGUUCAUCGUUAUUUUUUUGUAAAUUACAAUCUCACCUUUGUUGUUACUCAGUUUAAUUUUUUUUUCUCAUCAAUGGUUGUCAAGACAAAUAAACUGUCACUUGGGACGGCAACCACGGUAGUCUUGUCCAAAUUGACACAUUCUUUGUUUCUCUUGAAAGGACCAACAUGUUAUGUUCUAAUGAAUAUUUCAAGUACUUUCCUCACAUGCUCUGUUUUCAAUAUUACUCAUAAGGGCACUGUCACUUCAGUGCCAGCUGUACUUUUCGCCUCUAAAAUCAUGUGUUUUAAAAGAAAUAAAUAGUGUAAUAACUAA